ACUCUCUGUUUCUCUUGUGACAGCCCGCCAUGGCGCUCGCUACCAAGGACCAGUCGCGAAACAUCUUCGCAAAAUUGAAAAUCAAGCCUGCGAACAAGGUAUGUUUCGAUUGCGGCGCGAAGAACCCAACAUGGAGCUCCGUCCCGUUUGGCAUCUACCUCUGCCUCGACUGCUCGGCGAACCAUAGAAAUAUGGGAGUGCACAUCUCGUUCGUGCGCUCGACCAACCUGGACAUCUGGCAAUGGGAUCAGCUGCGCAUCAUGAAGGUUGGUGGCAACGAGAGCGCGACCAAGUACUUCCAGACACAUGGCGGCUCUGCUGCGUUAGCAAGCAAGGACCCCAAGACGAAAUACACGAGCAAUGCGGCAACCAAGUACAAAGAGGAGCUACAAAGGCGCUGCGUUGUAGAUGCCAGACAAUAUCCUGAAGAGGUCGUAAUCACAGACGUGCCCGAAGCGACCGGCAGCGAAGGGACCACUCCAGCCGGCGAAGACGACGACUUUUUCUCUUCCUGGGACAAGCCCGCCGUCAAGCGCCCGUCCAACCCACCAUCACGCACCGGCACGCCCCGCGCGCAGUCGCCCUUCUUGAAACCUGGUGCAACUGGCAACGGCACCGACCGCCCCAAGUCCCCGCUAGCAGGCGGCUCCGCAUCCACACCACCCGUCGCCAGACCUGCUGUCAAGAAGGCCACAUCAGGUGUUGCGCCGAAGAAAAACAUCCUAGGGGCCAAGAAGAAGGGGCUGGGCGCAAAGAAGGUGGUUGCCAGCGAUGGUCUCGACUUUGAAGAGGCUGAACGCAAAGCCCGCGAAGAAGCUGAACGUAUCGAGAAACUCGGCUACGACCCAGACGCGGAAGCUGCAGAGACCAGUGCGACGACCAAGCCCAAGGCCCCCGAAGCAUCCAAUAUCGUUGCGCCAACGCCCCUCUCGCCAUCCCGCGGUGGGUUCGGUACCACAUCAAAACCCGAGAAGUCAAGUAAGGACGUCGAGAGACUGGGGAUGGGAGUCGCACGCCUCGGAUUCGGACAGGUGGGUGCUGCGAAGUCGGCCGCUGCACCCAAGAAGAUGGGUGGCUUCGGCAGCACGAGUAAGCCUGUUGCGGACGACAGCGAGACGUACGCACGCGAGAAGUUUGGCACGCAAAAGGGCAUCGGGAGUGACGAGUUCUUCGGCCGCGGGUCAUUCGACCCAAGUGCCGCCGCUGAAGCCAAGUCGAGGUUAACAGGCUUCGAAGGCGCCACCGCCAUCUCUUCAAACGCCUACUUCGGCCGUCCCGAGGAUGAUGUCCCAGAAGACGACUACGGCGACCUCGAGGGCGCAGCGAAGGAUUUCGUUCGCAAGUUCGGCAUCACCGCCAGCGACGACCUCGAGAACCUUACCAGCUUGCUCGGCGAGGGCGCGUCAAAACUGCAGGGUGCGGUUCGGAACUACCUCAACUCAUAAAUGGAGAUGUUGUUGUUAUAGGGCGUUUUUAACCGGCGCGCAUGCGUGCAAAUUUGGGUGGUCCGAUUUGGUUUGGUCUCCUUGUUGGGUAGAGGGCAUGUAACGACCAAAAGCAUUUACGAAGCAGGACGUCGUGUGGUAGUGUAACGCAGAGGAAGGGCGUGACAGCGGUGAGCGUGUAGGUGGAUGGACGUAGCACACCUGAUAGAGGCCGGGUGCGAGCCACUUAUUCUUCAAUUCUCGAGCAAGCGUGUUAAUCUUCGG
This is a messenger RNA of Paraphaeosphaeria sporulosa, 1709 nucleotides long. RefSeq names its product arf GTPase activating protein. Gene Ontology annotation, biological process: COPI coating of Golgi vesicle. Gene Ontology annotation, molecular function: GTPase activator activity. The transcript is spliced from 5 exons. Lineage: Eukaryota; Fungi; Ascomycota; Dothideomycetes; Pleosporales; Didymosphaeriaceae. Bases 30 to 1445 code for a protein of 471 amino acids. The record is from RefSeq and is a predicted model, not a curated record.